Messenger RNA from Haliotis rufescens (red abalone), 1400 nucleotides. RefSeq names its product cathepsin B-like. Gene Ontology annotation, molecular function: cysteine-type endopeptidase activity. The transcript is spliced from 9 exons. NCBI's taxonomy places the organism in Eukaryota, Metazoa, Mollusca, Gastropoda, Lepetellida, Haliotidae. The record is from RefSeq and is a predicted model, not a curated record. Bases 155 to 1168 code for a protein of 337 amino acids. Gene Ontology annotation, cellular component: lysosome. Gene Ontology annotation, biological process: regulation of catalytic activity.
ACUCUCCUCAGCGCUCAUAAUAACUGAGGGUCAAUCGACCAAUCAAAACAUACCACAUGACAGUCAUAUGACACAAAAGUGUGACCCAUUUUCCUUGUAUAUAAAGAUCCGCUAUCUCAGGGCUGAAGAUCAGAAGUGAGGAUCAGAUUGAAAGAUGAAGGUUUUCCUGGUUGUGUGUUGUUUGGCUGUGGCUGCCAUGGCGGCACCUGAAUACUAUCAGAUAAACACAGAAGAGGUCAUGAUUGAAAGAAUCAACACAAUGCAGAGGACAUGGAAGGCUGGUAGAAACUUCCAUCCCUCCCUGCCCCAGUCCUACUUCAAGCGUCUGUUGGGCGUGUACGACAUCAAUGGUGAGAGUCAGAGACUGAACAAUAUCCUGCCCAAAAAGACACACGACCUGUCCGUGAUCAGCCUGCCAGAGAACUUUGAUGCUCGUACCCAGUGGGCCAACUGCCCGUCCCUGAAGGAAGUCCGUGAUCAGUCCAACUGUGGGUCUUGCUGGGCUUUUGGUGCUGUGGAGGCAAUGACCGACAGAAUCUGUAUCUUGUCUAAAGGAGCUAAGAAUUUCCACAUCUCAGCAGAGAACCUGCUGACCUGCUGCAAGACAUGUGGAAAUGGAUGUGACGGUGGUUUCCCAACAGCAGCAUGGAAGUACUAUGAGGAAGAAGGCAUCGUCACUGGCGGUCAGUUCGAUUCCAAGGAGGGAUGCCAACCCUACCUGCUGGCCAAGUGCGACCACCAUGUUCCCGGCAAGUACAAGCCUUGCACCGGAGACUCCAAGACCCCCAAGUGUGAAAAGAAGUGUGAGGCGGGCUACAAUAUCACCUAUGAAAAUGACAAACACUAUGGGUCCCGAUCCUACUCUGUGCGUGGCGUGGACCAGAUCAUGGCAGAGAUCUACAAGAACGGACCAGUGGAAGCAGCCUUCACUGUGUACAGCGACUUCCCCACAUACAAAUCUGGCGUGUACAGCCACACCUCCGGCCAGGCUCUUGGAGGACAUGCUGUGAAGAUCCUUGGCUGGGGCGUCGAGAACGGAGAACAGUACUGGCUGGUAGCCAACUCCUGGAACGCCGACUGGGGCAUGGGAGGAUUCUUUAAGAUCAAGAGAGGCAAUGGUGAAUGUGGCAUCGAGUCACAGAUUGUCGCUGGAGACCCCAAACUGUAAAUUCAAACCUGUAUUCUGUAUUACAUAAACCCUUUGGCCUUACAUCUGAACAUAUCUUGAUGCUGUUUCAUUGUUAUUCAACGACUAACGUACUUACAUCAAAACUGUAUACAGAGCUUGUCUUUCUUAUUUUCAUACUGUCCAGUUGACACCCUUUUUUAUUGAGUUUAAAUUUUGAUGUUCAAUUUACAUGAACCAAGCAUUUAAAUGUAAUAAAACAUAUUUUAAAUAA